AUGCAGGCACUCAAGACUGUUCUUAUUGCUAAUCGCGGCGAAAUUUCCGUCCGAUGCAUCAGGGCUUGUAAGAAAUUGGGAAUAGAGACGGUGUCUCUUUACACGGCAGCCGACUCCGGCUCCCUUCACGUUUCUCUGGCCACUCGAAGUGUCCUUCUUGAAGAGGACGGUUCCGCUGCAUUUUCAAACAUCGACAACAUCUUGAAAAUUUGUCAAGAUCACAAUGCGGACGCAGUUUUUGCAGGCUAUGGUUUCCUCAGCGAGAGUGCCGAGUUUGCUCGCAGAGUAGAGGAACAUCACAUGGUCUUCGUUGGCCCUGAUGCAACAUCAAUCGAAGCUAUGGGUAUGAAACAUACGGCCCGUGAAGUUGCUAUUGCCGCAGGAGUUCCCGUGAUUAAAGGCUCUGGGCUGCUGGGCAGCCCUGAUGACGCGGUUGAGGCGUCGAAUAUCAUUGGUUUGCCAGUCAUGCUGAAGGCUUCCGGCGGUGGUGGUGGCAUGGGGACUCAAAUAUGCUGGUCCGAAGAAGAGGUACGCAACGGUUUCUCCUACGUGAAGGGAAGAGCGCAGGCUCUUUUCAAGGAUGCCGGUGUCUUUUUGGAGAGGUAUUAUCCGAAAUGCCACCACAUCGAGGUUCAAAUUUUCGGGAAUGGUUCCGCUGUCAUCCACUUUGUCUUCAGAAGAGGACACACGCUUACGACCUUCCUUUCUGAGCAAUACAAGUUCUCACCUGUCGGUUUCCAAGUCGUGAACCCGGGUGGUCAUACAACUAUCCAACAAGCCCGCAACCGCAACAUCAAGGGAUUUGGCGUUCCUACUGGAGGUCCCAUGGAUGACCUCUCAGCAACGCUGGCUAACCUCGUCGUGGGCAACCCUGAAGAUACCGAGUGUUUGGAGGUAAUCAUGAUGGGCCCUGAGCUUGUGUUUCUCAACACAUCUGUGAUAUCAGUCUGCGGCGCUGAGUUACCUGUCACGUUAGAUGGCAAGCCCGUCGACAUGUGGUCCCGUAUUCAGGUUCAACCGAACCAGAAGCUCAGGCUUGGUAUUGUCAGCGGCCAUGGAUGCAGCUGCUACAUUGCAUUCAAGGGAGGCUUCCCCUCAGCUGCCGACUGGUUGGGCUCCAAAUCAACAACGCCGAGUCUCGGCUUGGGAGGACUGCAGGGGCGCGUAUUGAAACACGGCGAUUACAUUGAGCUGACAGAUCCCUCUCUUGGCGAGUCCAUGCAAACGAUCAGCCUGCCGGCGCAGCUGAGGCCUCCGCUCGACGUCGCCAACAUAUACGUGAUGCACGGCCCUCAUGAUUCUGACGAAACUGGUAUACGGCUCGACGGCCCUGCCGUUGACUGGGCGCGUGAAAGCGGCGGUGCUGCGGGCGCCCAUCCAAGCAACGUAGUUGACUACCCGUAUCCUUCUCCCGGCGGGGUCAACUGGACUGGUGAUACACCGGCUAUUUUUCCCAGAGAUGCUCCUGAUCUCGGUGGGUUUCUUUGCUCGUCUACUGUUCCCUCAGCCGACCUUUGGAAGUUGGGUCAGAUCAAACCAGGGCACGCUUUCAGGUUUUUACCAGUGACAUACGAUAUGUCUCGCAAGCUUGCCAGAAAGAAGAAGGACUUCAUCGCUGCAGUCCGCGAGUUUCUUGCUGAAGGUGUCAUCAUUCCGGUGACAUUAGUUUUGGACGAGGAAGAGCAUGGCACUAGCUCUGUGCUUAAGAAAGUGAAGGGUACCACAGAUGCUUCAACCUUGAUAAUUCGUCAGGCCGGCGAUACUGCCGUUCUUGUGGAUCUUGGCUUCCAAAAUGCCACGCUCGAAACUUCUGUGCGGGCAAACAGCCUCGCCUCGGCCAUUCAAGCCUGUGCAAAGAAAUACGUUUCCAUCCGCAUCAACAUCAGCUCCGUACUGCUAGAGUUCGACCCCAACCUAAUUUCACAGGCAGAGAUUGUCAAUCUCAUCGAAUCAUCUAGCAGCGACGUCAAACGCGUAGAUGUUCCCAUGAAGUGCCGGCUUCUGAAGUUGCCAAUAACAUUUGAUCAUCCUGCCUUGAAAGAGUCGGAGGAACGGUACACCAAACUGAUUCGUUCAAAGGCGUCAUACCUUCCUGACGGCGUCAAGUAUGUCCAGGAGAAUAACGGUCUGGUAGAGAGAGAGGAUGUCUUCCGUAUCUUGAGCAGCCAUCGUUUCAUGGUGGUUGCUGUAGGGUUCAUGACUGGCCUCCCACUCAUGCUACCCCUCGACCCUCGAGUACGGCUGUCAGCUCAAAAGUAUAAUCCCCCGAGGACGUCAACGCCACCAGGGACUGUUGGACUUGGAGGCCGCAGUUUUUGCAUCUAUCCUGCUGACCAGCCCGGCGGUUACAUGCCCAUCGCGCGUUCAAUUCCCGUCUGGGACACGUUCUCCCUCAGGAAGGGUUUCGCCGAUGGUCAGCCAUGGCUCUGUGAGCCCUUCGAUCUCGUGGAAUUCUACGAAGUAGAUCUGGUGCAAUACUCUCACAUAGAGAAGGCCUUUGAGUCGGGAACCUGGGAGCCCCUUAUUGAGGACACCACGUUUGAUAGCGCGCGUGAGCUUGCAAACGAGGCUCACAUUGAAUCCUCCCUUGAAGGCAAAGAGUUUGAUCAGCGCCAGAAAGCUGCGGCAGCGGAGAUGGCACGUCGAGAACAGAGGCUGUACACAGAAUGGAAGGCCGAGACCACUAAGGAUGAUGGAGAUGCCGCCUCAGAAGGCGAGGAAGGGUCCUGUGGCAUCGGGGUUAUUUCUCCUCACCAGGGUAAAGUUUGGAAGAGUUUGGUGAAGCUGGGAGACAGGAUCAGCACAGGUCAAACUGUUGCGAUCUUGGAAUCCAUGAAGAUGGAGAUUCCUGUCGUUGCGACUGAACUUCAUGAUGGCCUCAUGGUCAAAGCAAUUAUUGCGAAGGAGGGUGUUUUGGUUUAUCCUGGUAGUGCUGUAGUCAUGGUAGCCAACUAG
Colletotrichum karsti is the source of this 2955-nucleotide messenger RNA. RefSeq names its product acetyl-propionyl-coenzyme a carboxylase alpha chain. The record is from RefSeq and is a predicted model, not a curated record. Lineage: Eukaryota; Fungi; Ascomycota; Sordariomycetes; Glomerellales; Glomerellaceae. Bases 1 to 2955 code for a protein of 984 amino acids. The transcript has 11 exons. Gene Ontology annotation, molecular function: ATP binding; metal ion binding.